UCACGCCCUGAGUGGAGGCCCGUCCGGUGUCUGCAUGCAGCCCAGACAUACAAAAGACAACACUAGGUUUGGAUGUAUGCAUUUCUAAUGGCUGACUGACUGACUUACCGAACAGGCAGUGGGUGCGGCCCGGUCCUCGUCACUCUCCUCAGCAUGCCCCCGCCAAUACGCUGCAUAUCACACACACAAAACAAAACAAACAGGCGAUGUAUUCGCAAAAAAUCACUCAUUCAUACACGCCUUCGUAUCACAGCAUCUAACACCUGGCUGUGCUCUCAUUUGGUCACCUCUACAUGCACGAGUGGUCCUCUGCAGAUUCCAGUGCGUCCUCAAACAAAACAUGAAUCGGCCGGGAUAUAAAAUGUACGCAGCGAUGAAAGGCCGCACUGAAAGAGAACAGAAGGGAACAUCGACUCUCAGUCCAUGUGCAUCUCUCUUUCUCUCUUCACCUGUGCACGUAGCAUGUCUCCUAUUGCAUGUCUCCUAUUGCAUCAAGGAAGUCCUCGAUGACCCAGACCGCCUCGCCCAUGUCGUAGAGCGUCGGGAUAAGCCGUGGCAGCCGGAUGACAAUCGUGUCUUACUGCUGAUGGGAGAAGAAGCGGUCGAAUGAGCCUGCCGGCUGAGUGCGGUCGUCAGGGAGCCUCACUCAGGACUCCUUCGCCCUUCACCUCCAU
This is a messenger RNA of Vitrella brassicaformis, 674 nucleotides long. The record is from the annotation of a GenBank genome assembly. NCBI's taxonomy places the organism in Eukaryota, Vitrellaceae.